CAGCCCUGAUUCAAAUGUUAUGUACAUAAACAAUACACGAACCACAAAUUCAUCUUUCUUUUCCCCUCUGGCGCGCACUUUCGACACCUCGCUUGCGGCUCAACUAAACCACGAAGGCUUAGCGUACCAACUUGGAAGGGAGCCGGAGCUUCCGUUCAAAGAUAAAAGGGCCCACCGGUCCCUGAAAAUCUCUCGCGGAAUUUCAAAAUAUUUUUCGCGUUUGCUGCCUCCAGCUCCUCAUCACCUUUCCCGGCCAACUCAUCAAGAUGGGCGCUCUGUCGACCAUCUACCGCCUCGUCGCCCUCCCCCUUUUGACGACUUGGACGCUAACCGCCCUCUCCUUCGCCGCUCUCGACGUCGUAAACACGCAGCGGAGCCUCAUCGAGCCGAUCGCGUCGAUCAGUCUGCUCACGUAUCUCGUCUGCCGCCUCCUCAUCGUCUCCCAACCAACCCCCCAGAAUGAAAACGAAAGUAGCAUCGCCCACAUCCUCACAACCGCUCACCGCAAAUCCCCCCUAAACGGCCUGAUUUCCCUCCUCUUCGCAAUCUCUUGGCUCUACGAGCUCCUCUUCAAAGCCGUGUGGCUCUUCUUCGUUACGGUUUUCGGAGGUGUCUUCGCGACGGCGCUGUAUACGGACGCGUUUGUUGAGACCAAUGACGGAUCGACCGAGUCGGAAUCCAUGUACGAUGACCACACCGAAGCAGAAACAACGGCGCUUGCUGAAUUCGAUGAAAUAAGGGCCAAGACUGGCGUUGACCCUGGUGCCAUCAUCAAGAUGAUUCCGCCGAAACUGUUGAUUUAUGUUGUUGCGCUUUUGUGGUUGAAUCUUGCGACGCUGGGGGUGUAUAUUCUGCGGCAUGCGUGGAGGUCGUUGAGGGUGGUUUUGGGGGCGCGUAGGGUGGAGGUUGUACAGGAUAUCAAGAGGGCGGCGGCGGCGGCGGGUGAGACGGCGUAGGUGGAGGUGGAGGUGGAGGUCGUUGGCAAGUCUAUUUGAAUGAUAUCAUGACAGUGCAUAGAUGAACAUCAAACAUACCCCUGCCUGGUGAUGAUAUUAGAGCCAGGAUCCUCAGUCUGGAUAUUCGUAUUGACCAGGCAAUUCAAUGGCAUCUCCACCAGCCAUCCUCACUAAUUCCUUCUUAGCCUCCCUCGCGCCAUCGUCCCCACUACAAAAAAAUUACUUAUAUACAUACCCCCACUACGCCAUGUGUAGCCCGUCAGGACUAGUAGACCACUUCCAGAAGGCGACUGUACUCUAGCC
Messenger RNA from Aspergillus calidoustus, 1259 nucleotides. The record is from the annotation of a GenBank genome assembly. NCBI's taxonomy places the organism in Eukaryota, Fungi, Ascomycota, Eurotiomycetes, Eurotiales, Aspergillaceae.